CACUUUGCAUCUCGGUUGGACAGGUUGAGAGAAACAUGUCAUUAAGGUGUUGUCAAUAUGAGCCCUUCAGGUGUGGGCGUUCCCUAGGUUUGUGGUUUUAGACUUUCAAAAGGGCGGACUUAUUAUUGGCUGUGGGAUCAAGUUCGUGAAACUGGUCUUGUAUAGGUUGAAAAAUGCCUUCCUAACAGGAGGCGCCAAGGAGCUUAAGUGUAACUCACACACAGUAAAGAAAAUGACGAAAGUUCCUCCGGCGUUUGAUUUCAGUUUCUUAAAUGACGAAGAGGCCAGGAAGAUCCUUCAGGUGCUGGAAAGGAAUGAGGAGUUACAGAGGGCCGAGAAGGACAGGAUCAGCAAACUUCAGAAGACAAAGAGGGAUAUCAGAUGGCUUCAGGGAGUGACUGGUGAAUGGUUUGAAGAAAUUCAAAGAAAAAAGUUUUGCAAUGAAACAGAUGUUAGCCAAAUGUUAAAACAACCACUUACAUACAGGCUAAGGAAGGAGAUGGCAAAAAAUGAUCCGAUAGAAUUACCUACAUCAAGAUCUAAAAAUGUAACUAAUCAAAAAAAGCCGACACCUUUUUCUUCCCGGAUGAGCUUCAGAUCGUCAUUUGCUUCCCUGUUCUCAUUCAGGAAAUCUGGAAAGGAGACUUCAAAGCUUCCAUCACUGGGACAGAAAGGAUGUGACGGCCACGCAGGACCUCCUAUGCCUGUGAGGGGAGCUGCUGUGCAGGCAAAAAUAUACAAUUCACCUCUGGAAAAUCAUCUAGUUGACAGUACAUUUGUCCCAAAGCGAGCAGUCAUGAGGGAGGAGAGUGGCAUGCCUCCACCGUGGGAUGCUUCACUGCUGGAGAAUGAGUUUUUCCAAGUUUUAGAUGACUUGGAUAGCAAAUUGGCUCAGGAACAGUCUGCAAGCUCAGUGAAUACCAGAACACCCCUCAACUAUGGAUCAAGAACACAGUUCGGUCACUUUUAUUCCAGUGGUAACAGACAUGGUAAUAUCACAGAAAGGCACAAAAAACACUAUAAUGAAACUUCCAAUAUGUCUAUCUAUGACAUCCUAAGACCAGGAACUCCUAGGGAAGGUUUUAAAACCUUUUCUCCUAGGACAAGCACAAUUUAUGAUAUGUAUAGGACAAGGGAGCCCAGAGUCUUUAAAGAAGAUUAUGUGCAAAAGAAUACUUUUGGCAGUACUUCGCUGUGUUUUGACAGCAGGCAACGGUCGGCCUUACCAGCCACAGGGCAUUUCACAGCAAGAAGCUUACAUUUUCCAGCCACAACUCAGAGCAAGAGUGGGUUUAUACCACCAAGGCACCAGCAGAGUCCAAAGAGAACUCCUUUAUCAUCCAUCAUAUGGAACAGAUCAGAUUCCUCUAGAGACAAGGAGAACCAGGAAGAGUUCCUGAGGGCACCAUCACCAAUGGAAAUUGAUCCCGCUGACAAAUAUGUGUAUCCCAGGGGUUUUCAGGAGAAUAAGAGAUAUGAAUCGUACCAUUCACAGAAUGUUUACCAACGUGUUAGUUUAAAUGCUCCCAUGGAGAAUGCAAUGAGUCCCGACACUUUUGAGAACUCAGAGAACAUGCCAUUCUACCAUCAAAGCAACACAUUUGCCAGAUCUUUCUUCAGCAAUACCUUUGGACGAAGCGGAGAACAGAGGAGAUUUGGACAAGGUCCUUUUUGGGGCCGAGAGAAAGGACAUUCUUUCUGGUCUGACUUUCAUCGAAGCAGGAAAUCAUUCAAUUCUUCUGACAGAGACUUUGAAAUGAUUUCCAUGGAAGCAAAUAGUGUAUCAGCCAUUCAUGGCCAUAAUGUUUCUUCUGAACACUGGGAAUCAUUUUCUUCUGGUUAUGGAACAGAUGUUUCCAGAGGCCAAGAAGAGCCACAUCCCUGGCAGUUUGAUUUUCAGAGAUCCACACUGGAUAGCAUGGUGGUAUCACAUGGUAAGGAGACCCAGUUGACUCCUCAUUUUGGCACACCAAAUGUUUGCUCCAUGACUGGUUCAAGCUAUCACGUCAAAUCUAGUGAGUUGGUAAGUCAACAGGACAGUUCUCCUGUAGAAGUACAUAUAAACAAAGAAGCUUGCUCAUUUGGAAUUGCUCAGACUCUAGCAUCCUCAUUCAAAACUUCCUUUUCCCAGAUUUCUGAUGACAGAAGGAAUCCUCAGAGUCCCAACUUGCAGAAUCCCACAGUCACUUUGCAGAAAAUUUUUCCAAAUAAGCCUGCCUCUCAUCCAGUGAGAAGCCAUACAGAAGUCACUGUGACCAACAGCAAUUCAGUUGACUCUCUGCCUCUUGCCAAAAGCCAGCCCAAUAUCUUGGUCACAGAAGUGAAUAAUGAGAAAGACUUAAAUGAAUCUAUUUCAGAAGACAAACAGCUAAGCAAGAUGGACCAGACAAACAAGGCAGGUGAAAUACCCCAACCUGUUUCACAGACAGGGAUCUCAAACUCUUUACCUGAUUUUCAAAAUCCCUUAUCCCAGGACUCAGCCAAGAGCAACGGGUUUGGUUUUAAUGCAUCUACCAUAAUAAGUUCAAAAAAGUCACCCAGAGUCUUUUCCAGGAAAGAUACCUCCAAAAUGUAUAUACCGCACACAGAUAAAUCCAAUGACAUUAAACAAGAUAAGAGGUUUACUGAAAACAGAAAACUUGGCUCAACAGCUUCCCUUCCUUUCAUUCAGGAACACAGAACACCACCAUCUUUCCCCAGGACAGACCAAGGUUGUCACCAGGAAUUAACUGUAAAUAAUGAAGAUAUUUCAAGAAUUAUUACAAAUAACCACUGGAGCUCUGCACCGACUGAUACUCAAAAUGCACAAUACUCAAAAUGCAAGUUGACUCCUGGCCACAAGACCUCGUGUGAUUCUUUAGAUCUGUCAUCAGCUGCACUACCAGAUUCCUCACCAUCAAAGAAUUCUUCCCUUGAUGCUCCUGUGGUUCCAUCUACUACAGUGUUCUCCAGGAGAAGUCCUUCAGACAAAGAUCCAUCGCUAGGAGAAAGAGAAGAAAAAGACAAUGCUGGGAAGAACCAAAAGAAUCAGUUUAUUGUAAGCCACUCAGAAAACCAAGAGAGAAAUGAUAGUCCUGUGCCUACACAUGAUGAAGUGGUUGAUGUCAAAUGCCAUUCACACUCUCCUUUUAGGAAUGAAAGAGGAAAAGGAAAAAUAAGGCAUCAUGUAUCCUGUAUUGAAAAGUUAAGCAAAACAGAAAGUAUAUCAGUACCCACCAGUGAUCACAGGAGCCUCACUGAAGCAAAUCAAAGCGAUUCCAAAGUUUCUGAACUUGACACAAUUUAUUGUACCUUGCCAAGAAAAUCAAGCAGUUUUCUCAUACAUGGCAGGCAGUCAGGAAGUAAAAUAAUGGCUGCUUCAUUGAGGAAUGGGCCACCUCCCUUCCAAAUCAAAAAUAAUGUGGAAGAUGCAAUGGGGAACUAUACGUUAAACAAAUUUAGUCCCAGUUCUCCUGAGUCAGCGAAUGAAUGUUCCAAAGUCCUUUCAGACUCAGCCCUGGAAGCACCUGAAGCCACAGAGAGAAUGACAAAUGUAAAAAGCAGUGGAUCUACUUCUGUUAGAAAAGGACCACUUCCAUUCCUCAUCAACAGGGCUAUGUCAUGUCCCUCAGGGGAGCCACAUGCCUCAACUGGAAGAGAAGGAAGAAAAAAGCCAUUGACCUCAGGCACGGAUGCUUCUGAGCUAACACCAAGGGCUUGGGAGAGAAUCAUUAGCCCUGUGGAAAGUGACUCAUCUGUUAGAGAUUGUUCUUUAACCAAAAGACAACACCAAAAGGAAAACUUCCAAGAAUACACUGAGAAAGAGGGUAAAAUGGCUGCCUCCAGGAGAAGUGUAUUUGCUCUUUCAAAUGAAGACCCUUUACCUUUUUGCUCAGACUUGUCAGGAAAAGAACGUGGGAAAACAUUACAUAAAGUUAAGACAACUAGUACGUUUUCUGUUUCUGGUGAUGAAGAUAAUGUAAAAUGUCUGGAGGUGGUCUCAAUAUAUUACACUCUACCGAGGAAACCCAGCAAAAAAUUCUGUAACCUCCUUCAACAGUAUACACAAAAUACUAAUUUACUUAUAGAAUCACCUCAAGUGGAGACUGAAACAUUUCCUAACGCUUUAGAAAAAGACAAACAGAAUUAUUCUACACGAGAGCAGUCAGGAACACCUUCAUGUGAAAAUCUAAAGAUGUCCGUCAACUCUGAUCAGAUGCUCACCACUGAAAAUAUGACUGCCUUCCGAUUAUCAAAUAGGGGGCCCCUAGCUCCUACAUUACAGGAAAUGGCUUCUGUUGAGGCAGCUGUUUCUCCUCCUGAAGAGGAAUCUAAAGCUAGAGAGAUUUUUUCAGAUAAUUUAGCUAAAACACCUCUAGGUGAUUCAGAAAACAAGAAGGAAAGAGGCAAAAAGUUGCAAAGUGAAACCCUGCAUACUUUAUUGAUGCUUCAGAGAAAAAAUGUAUCCGAAGAAAAAUCUGAAAAUUGUCAACAAUCCAUUAAUUCAAGUAACAGUGGUCCCUCUAGUCUUCCAGCUCUUUCAGAAGUUAAUAUUGGAAAUUCCCAAACUAGAAGAAGUUCUUGGGAGUGUACAGGGAGUGGUAGAGCCAUUCCAUUUACUGGAAGUGGCAAGUGUCCUCAGAAAGAUCACACAUCCACAGCUGUAGGUGAUGGCUCCAGUGGAUCACAGCCUAGGGAAGGCAGAGGGGACAUUGGAACCAACUGCCAAAAAAUGACUAAUAAAACACUUUCUCACUCAGAGAGUCAAGUCUUUGCCCUUACUCCAGCAUUGCAUAAACUACAGCUUGGUGAGGAGACUCAGUCAGAUGAACCAAACUUAGAGAGUCUGCAGUCUGAACCAAGAGAAUUACCUCAAAGAAGUCAGGAGGCAAAUAUGACAGAGAGCAGGAAGGCUGAAGAUGAAAUGCAGAAGUCAGCUUGGGAUCAACCUUCACUUCCUGAAGGAAACAAAAAUAAAACCAACUUGGAUGACCUAGUAAAGGGGGAAAAUAGAUCUUCAGUUAAACACAGAUUGGCAGCCAUGUCUAAAGCCAGCAGAAAAUUCCCAGCUAAACAUGUAAGCCCCAGAAGACAUGUAGCUACUAUCUUCCCCCAAAGUGGAAGCAGAUCUGGCUUUGACCAUUUAUCUCUUGGCACAGUGGAGUGCAAACCACUGUUCCCUGAGCCUACUCCAAAAUCUGCAGAGUCCAUUGGCGAAAGCAGGUUGAGUGAGGAUGGAAAGAAUGUGAAGAAAUCCGAGAACCUUCUCCCCAUUACUGUACUACCCAACAGAGAACCUUCUACACACGUCAGCAACCAGAAGUCUAACAGCAUUUCACAACGACAUCAGAAUGAGUUUAAAAACGUCUCAGAAUCACCAUCAAAGCAUGAGAAUUCUAAAGACGUCACAGCAGCUCAGAAUUUAGUAAGAGAAUCAGGAGCCCCAUCACCCAUCACAUUCACCAGCCUCAGGGAAGCAGAAUUCUCUGACAAUCAGAGGAGGCUGAGCCCUCCUUUUCCACUGGAGCCUGCACAGAAAUCUAGAGUAAGCAUUCCACUGGCCAGUUUUCUGCAGCAACAAAGGAGUGCUUCAUCUCUGGAGUGGGAACCUGAGCCACACCUCUAUCGUUCAAAGAGUUUAAAAAGCAUUAAUGUUCAUGGUGAUCUACUACGAAAAAGCCAUCCUCCAAAAAUCAGGGAGCGCCAUUUUUCUGAAAGCACUUCUAUCGAUAAUGCCCUGAGUCGACUGACCCUUGGGAAUGAAUUCUCUGUCAACAAUGGGUACAGUCGAAGAUUCAGAUCUUUUUCUGAACUCCCCUCCUGCGAUGGAAAUGAAAGUUGGGCUUAUCGCAGCGGGACAAAAACAGGUCCCAGGUCUGCAAUAUCUAUAUACAGACCUAUCGACUAUGGGAUCUUUGGGAAAGAACAACAGUUAGCUUUCUUAGAAAAUGUAAAGAGGUCACUUACACAAGGAAGAUUAUGGAAACCAAGUUUUCUUAAGAACCCUGGCUUCCUAAAAGAUGAUUUGAGGAACCCUCCCAACCCCUCAGAGUCAUUAAGCUCAAAUUCUCCCAGUAGUCAGGUGCCAGAAGAUGGCUUAUCUCCAAGUGAACCACUUAAUAUCUAUGAGGAUGACCCAGUGGACUCAGAUUGUGACACAGACACAACCACAGAUGAUGAAUACUACCUGGAUGAAAAUGACAAAGAGUCAGAACUGUGAGGCUUUUUCAAUAAAAUGCUUUACUUUUUUCACCAAAAGCUUAUAAUGGAACUAAAGUGUACGUGUGCAUGUGCAUGGAAGGAUAAAAGAUCUAGUCUGGGCAGUGUCUGCUCUGAAAUGUCCCACAUCUCCUUUUUUUUUCCUCCACACCCUAUAUAGACACUUCCUGAAUGCUAGAACAAUGAAUUCUUGUUUUGAGAGAGUCUCUGCUAUUUUCUAUCUCUGUAAAUGUUCUUAGCCUGCCUUUCCACCACUCCCACUUAAUCCCUGAUUCACUGUCUGAUUUGGGCUUUCUGCUUUACUUCCCUCCUAACAUUUUUCAUCUUUAAUUGUGAUUUACAACCCUAAUAUCCCAGGCACAUACAAAACUUAUGAAUUACCCAGCACAACUGUGAAACUCUGUAUUGCUUCUUCCGGUCCACACCCUAUACUCAUGACAUUAAAUAAAAGGUAGGGAUGAUAACAGUGGGGUAAAUAUUAUCAUCCUGUUUGACUCAUGAACAUUUAGGAAGUUUAAGGUGGUGAUCUCUUUCAAACAAAGAUAAAGGAAUUUAUUUUUUAACCUGAGAAACUGAUUGCAAAAAGGAAAAAAAAAAGAUAAAGGAAUUUUCUAAGUACUUCCUGUUAUAUCCGUAGUGGAGCCUGGGAGGCACAUGGUCAAAGCACAUAUUGAGGUUAUAGAUUAGGACCUGAAUCCCUAGUAAGCCAAUAGAAGGUUAGCAGUCCUAGAAAUUCCUGUGAAACCGUGGGGGACUGGCUGGAUUAUUAAAGGCUUUUAGUCAAGCCAAGGACUUAGGCCAGGCAACCUGACCAUACAGAAAGUUGCCUGGUCACAGAAUUUCUGCUUAUGAAGAGAACAUAGCUGAGGAGCAGAGGUAGGAAGUAGGUAUCCCUUCAUGGGACCGACUUACCUUUACUGCAGUUCUCUCAGCAACUGGCUUUUCCCAUUUCCUCAGAUCUAUCCAUUUUCACAUUUUCUUUUUUUUGUUUUUGUUUUUUGUUUGGUUUUGUUUUGUUUUUGUUUUUUGGAGACGGAGUUUUGCUCUGUCACCCAGGCUAGAGUGCAGUGGCAUGAUCUGGGCUCACUGCAACGUCCGCCUCCCGGGUUCAAGCGAUUCUCCUGCCUCAGCCUCCAGAGUAGCUGGGAUCACAGGCGCACCCAGGCGCACGCUGCCACGCCCAGCUAAUAUUUUUGUAUUUUAGUAGAGACGGGGUUUCACCGUGUUGCCCAGGCUGGUCUCGAACUCCUGAGCUCAGGCAAUCCGCCCACUUCAGCCUCCCAGAGUGCUAGGAUUACAGGCAUGAGCCACCAUGCCCAGUCUUUUUUUGUUUUGUUUUGUUUUGUUUUUGUUUUUGUUUUGAGGUGGAGUCUUGUUCUUGUUGCUCAGGCUAGAGUGCAAUGGCAUGAUCUCAGCUUACUGCAACCUCCUCCUCCCAAGUUCAAGCAAUUCUCCUGCCUCAGCCUCCCAAGUAGCUGGGACUACAGGCACCCACCACCACACCUGGCUAAUUUUUUUUUUUUUUUUUUUUUUUUUUUUUUUUUGGUAUUUUUAGUAGAGUUGGAGUUUCACCAGGUUGGCCAGGCUGGUCUCAAACUUCUGACCUCAGGUGAUCUGCCCACCUCAGCCUCCCAAACUGCUGGGAUUACAGGCAUGAGCCACCGUGCCUGGCCCACAUUUUCUUUAAUUGCAAGGUAGAACACUUCUUUUCAGGUGGGGCAUUUUAGUCCCAAAUAUCAAGUGGGAACCUUGGCCAAGUCCCUAAAAUGCCAUCAAGUCAGAUCUGACACCCUGGAAUUCAUUCUUUGCUGCAGGAUCAUCUACGAAACCCUUGGGAAAUUCUAAGGCAGAGCUCCUAGGGGCUUGUCACUAUGAUUCAGUGAUUUAUCUAGAGUAAAUCACUUAUGAUACCCACUGAUAUUUUGGCUUUCCUAACUCUUUAUUUGCCAUGCAGAACCUCGGGGGAUUUCUCUCCUAAUUCAGGAUAAAGACCAAUAGAUGGCAGUGAAGAUAAUCUGCUUUAACUACAGACAGCAUGGAUUCCUGGAUCUCAAUACUAUGAUAGUCAACAUGAGUGGAUUUUAUCUUGCUUGGUUUAUAUUUGCUUCGUGACCUAACCUAAUUUUCCAUUUUUUAUACCUAGUCUGUUUCAUCAUUAUAAACUAAGAAUAAUGAUAGAUGUUGGUGAAGUGUAUAGAGAUCUGGAACUGAUAGAGAGUUAAGAAAGAACUAUGUUGUUAUUAUCCUUCUAAUCAUUCCCUUACAUAGACGCAAAAUGCGUGGGUUACUUUACAUGGUUCCCAUGCAACUCAAAGCUAAUGAACAUGCGGUAACUAACAUGAAAGCUAUUCCCUAAAUCUGUCAACUAUUUUAAACUUCAAGCUCUGACCAAUCCUGAGCUCAGAAAGCUCAAAAAUCAAAUAUUGUGAACUUUUCAAUGCAAAUUUGUAUGGUAAAGAAUAAAUAACACUAUUUCUUGGUUAAUAUAUGUUUGUAAAUUCUGCCUUUCCUCUUUUUCUAUUUAUCUGAUUAUUAUUAUUAUUAUUAUUUUCUUUGAGACAGAGUCUCACUCUGUCGCCCAGGCUGGAGUGCAAUGGCGCGAUCUCGGCUCACUGCAACCUCCGCCUCCCAGGUUCAAGUGAUUCUCCUGCCUCAGCUUCCCGAGUAGCUGGGAUUACAGGUGCCCACCACCACGUCCAGCUAAUUUUUGUAUUUUUAGCAGAGACGGGGUUUCGCCAUGUUGGCCAGGCUGGUUUCGAACUCCUGACCUCAGGUGAUCCGCCUGCCUCAGCCUCCCAAACUGCUUGGAUUAUAGGCAUGAGCCACCUCGCCAGCCCUAUUUAUCUGAUUAUUUAAGUAAAACUUUAAUAAACCAUGACCUACAUUUUCUAUGCAAUUUUAAGAUACUCAGAGUUAAUAUUUUAAAUAUUGAGGUUCUUGAUUUUUUUAAUGAUCAGCUUUCAAAUUAUAUUUCAGUAUAUACUCUGAGUCUACGUGUAUGCUACAAAAGGUGAAAUGAAGUUAGCUUAUUUUUCAGUGAGUUUAGGCUAUAUUAAGAGUUAGGUAAGUUAGGUAAGGGUGAAACUGCUUUGGGGCCCAGACUGCGCUGGAAUGAACUGUUUAAAUUCAAAGGUAAUUGAUGGCCAGUGUUCAGUUGCUCUAUUUGUAACGUUUGCAUGUUGGUCUGGCUGAAGUAUCAGGAAAACACAAAAUUCAUGAAAAUAGCACCUUUUAUAAUUUUAUACUUUUAUAAAGCACUUGUUAAAGAAGUAUAGCAAAUUUCUAUGUAUUUUAACAUAUAAGUCGCUGCAUUUUAAUGUUCAUUUUUGGUAUAGCUAUGGUAACUUAUAAUAGUCAUUUUUAUAUUCAUAACUUGUUUUCUGAAAGAUAUAGUCAUUAUUAAAAUAAACAUUCAUGUAAAUGGAGUAAAUCAUAGGGGAAUCAAUCGUAAUAAAUACCUUAUAAAUUAUAAACUUGUUUAGAUACUAGAUUUCUAUAACCAUAAAUUUUAUACUGUAAAGUCUGUUUAAAAUAGGGUUUAAUGAAGUUAUUUUAAUUUUUAGAGACUCCCCUCUAAAUAAUUUACUCCUACAUUGUAAAUACAUUGAUGCCAACAAAAUUCCAACUGCUACUAACAAAGGUUUGGUUGGUGAUAAGCUAAUAACAGCUACUUUGUGUAGGAGGUAAAUAUGUGUACUGGAGGGGGUAAAAAUCCAUUUAGGUUAUGGCAAAGAUGGGAAUCAAACUGGAAAACUCAUAGCCCCAUAAAAUUAAUAUUCUUUGUUAAGUGCCAGAGGGUUUAAGAGAACUUCUUGCUUAGAGUUUAUUGAUAAUAAUAAUGCUUCAGAAUAUCCCAUUUAAAUGUACAGUGUAAAUAUGUAAAAUAUGUUACUUCCCAGGCAAGUUUGUGGCUGUAUUGCCACUUAGUGGCUCUUUGUGACUGGCAGUUCUGUAUAUCUGAAACAAAUAAGCUGUAAGCACUUUUGUUAAAACUUUGUCAAAUAAUCCUUUUAUGUACUUGUUCUCAGACCUGUUCUCUGGUUAUGAAAUGUGUUAAAGACAAGGUGCAAAUUUAAAACAAUGCCUGUAUUAAAAUAAAUGACUUAAACAGA
Pan troglodytes (chimpanzee) is the source of this 10310-nucleotide messenger RNA. RefSeq names its product exophilin 5 (gene EXPH5). Gene Ontology annotation, molecular function: small GTPase binding. Bases 233 to 6199 code for a protein of 1988 amino acids. Gene Ontology annotation, biological process: multivesicular body sorting pathway; intracellular protein transport; positive regulation of protein secretion. Lineage: Eukaryota; Metazoa; Chordata; Mammalia; Primates; Hominidae. The record is from RefSeq and is a predicted model, not a curated record. The transcript is spliced from 6 exons. Gene Ontology annotation, cellular component: endosome.